Molecule: messenger RNA, 2285 nt
Organism: Cololabis saira (Pacific saury)
Lineage: Eukaryota; Metazoa; Chordata; Actinopteri; Beloniformes; Belonidae
Product: sentrin-specific protease 5-like
Exons: 10
Coding region: 468-1916 (482 amino acids)
Biological process (GO): protein desumoylation
Cellular component (GO): nucleus
Molecular function (GO): deSUMOylase activity
Source: RefSeq, a predicted model, not a curated record
GUUUACUGUGGAGGCUCGUGUUUACUGUGGUCUCCGCUGAUGAAGGGGCUUUAAACCCGCUCCUUUACCACAACCAGCAGCUGCUGCCCGCCGGAGAGUCGCAGGGGAGCUGAUAGGACCAGAACCCGCUCCAGCAGGGCGGUCGGUGGAGGUGAAGGAGCAGCCAGGUCCUCAGAUCUCCAGGGAGUGUACAGGGACGUAAAGGAGUGUUGCGUGACCCGGAUACUUCACCUUCCAACCUCGGCAUCGUCUCCCCGCCCGGUUCCUCUACUCCGGCAGCCGCCGACCCGAGGCUUCGGGGCGGCGUCUGAGACCGCGGACCAUGGCCUGGAUGUUAUUGAGACCCUGUCUGUUGCCAAGUAGAAAACUUUUGAUUGUUUGAGCCCCAAAGCAAACCCUCGCUAAAGACGGCGCGAUUCCCGCCCCCAUGUGAGUCCCUGUCACUCCGUGCAUUCAGCCUCUGUCUGAUGCAGCAACCGCGCUGUCGAAAAGCACAACGUAUGAAGAGGAGGAAGGGCUUCAUGUCGUCAGUCAAAGGAGUGUCUCAUCUGUCCAGGCGAGCCAAGAGACGCUUGUAUUGUAAGUUGCAGUUUUGGAUGUGGAGGAAGCGGCGGGAGAAGUCUCGAUUUGGGAUUUUAAGAAGUAGAAGGUGCACACACAACUCACUGGUGAGAACGUCAAGCUUGGUGUCGCCUCUUGGAUGUGACGCAGGAGGCUCAGAAGACGCCGUCAGAUUGCACAACGGCCUGCCGACGCAGAGCGAAGCGGCCCGUCUUUCCGGAGCGCUGGCUGGCGCCAGGUGCUCGCAAGUUACUGAUGCAAACGUUUACGGCGGCGCUGCCAGUCAGACGCUACCAGAGACAACCAUGUUGUGUCAGAAUGGAGAAACUUGGUUACGGCCUGACCAACCUACUGGAAAACUUGACCACACUGCCCCGCCCCCUCAGUGCACGGACAGUAAAGCAUGUGACGGGAACAAAUGGUGCACCGCACCAAGAACACAAAGGCUGGAGGUGGAAUAUCUGUCACAACACCACAGUCGGAACCAGAAUCCCUACAGAGCGACGGACGAGACGCUCGGCGGGAAAAAGGCGCCUUCUGCUCAGCAGGAAGUCGACGUCGGUGCUUUGACGAGAGACAUCCAAGACUUUCUCGGUGGCUUCUACAGAAGAUAUGGGAGUUUCAUCCCACUUCGCAACAGCGACGUGCUGAAACAUCUGAGGAGGAAGUUUAACCGCGACUUCAGUGGCGGGAAAACCGUAAUCUUCUCAGAGGUUUCAAGAUGGCAAAAUGCCAUCAUUCAGAGAAGCGUCCCCUGCUUCCGGGUGGUUUACAAGAAACACGUACUGACCCUGGAGGACUUGCUGACGCUGGCAGAUCAGAACUGGCUCAAUGACCAGGUCAUGAACAUGUACGGAGAGUUGAUCAUGGAGUCGUCUCAUCAUGAGGUUCAUUUUCUCAACAGUUUCUUCCACCGGCAGCUCAUGACCAAAGGCUACGAUGGGGUGAAGCGAUGGACGAAGCAGGUGGAUUUGUUCUCCAAGAGUCUCCUGCUGGUCCCCGUCCACCUGGAGGUUCAUUGGUGUCUCGUGACGGCCAACAUCGCCACGAAGAAGAUUUGCCUUUAUGAUUCUCAAGGGAAUGCUCUGCAGAAGGUUGCAAGGAACAUCCUGAAAUACCUAAUGACGGAAGCGAAAGAGAAGCAGCAAACUGCCUUUCAGGACGGUUGGAGUGUGUCGUUCGAUGAGGAGGUCCCGCAGCAGAGCAACGAGAACGACUGCGGGGUCUUCGUCUUGGAGUACUCCAGAUGCCUCGCUCUGUCCAGACCCUUCCAGUUUUCACAAACGGACAUCCCAAAGAUACGAAAGAGGAUCUAUAAGGAGCUCUGCGACCGCAAGCUCCACGAGCCGGACUGACGGGACGCUCGCUGCCGCCGGUGACGGCGGACGCUGCGUCUGAUGGACCCGUCUCCUCCUGUCGGGCAGCUCUGCAGCUGCCUUACUGAACUGCACACACAUAAGUGCAAUGGAUACGUGCAAAUCCAGCACGGGAGUGUCAGUCUGGCGUCAAGUGCACUGAUUAAACUAAUAACUUAUUGUUUUGUCAUUGUUGUAUUUAUAAAAUCAUCCCACCACCUGAGGGGCGUCAGCACAGCCUCAUCCAGGCGGCGGGGGUUCAGGUGUUGCUCGUUUCCUCUUCUAGUCGCACACUUUAAUCGCACAUUCUACACAAAUGCUGGUUUCUGAUUAUUUAACAGGAAGUUAAAGGUUUAUAUUUCACCAGAG